Neolamprologus brichardi is the source of this 3942-nucleotide messenger RNA. It is a transcript of the gene eps8a, whose product is annotated as EGFR pathway substrate 8a, signaling adaptor. Lineage: Eukaryota; Metazoa; Chordata; Actinopteri; Cichliformes; Cichlidae. Gene Ontology annotation, cellular component: vesicle; plasma membrane; ruffle membrane. Gene Ontology annotation, molecular function: actin binding. The record is from RefSeq and is a predicted model, not a curated record. Gene Ontology annotation, biological process: Rho protein signal transduction; positive regulation of ruffle assembly; regulation of Rho protein signal transduction.
ACUCAGGGCACACACCGCCCUCUACUGCGGUCCAUUGCUUUAAAGCUGAUCCAGAGUCAGCCGCAGAUUAAUCUCCGCUAGAAGCUCCCGCAGCCGAACAGGAGUGCAGUUAUUCAGACACAGAGUGCAGGCAGGAGCCGGUGAAGCGCCCGGAGCUCUCAGCGCGGACUGUGCCAUGUUUCUGUGACCUCGGGAUUUUUGAAGCCGCACCUGCAGCUGAUGGUCCACCGUGAAGCAGCAUGAACGGAUACGAACCUCCAGCUCUCGCCUCGGGCGUCUUCGGCUCCUACAGCUCGCCCAUCAACGGCCAUGAUGCUCCAUCUCCAGAGCCUGCAACGCACAAAGCCAAGACCAGUGCCAAAGCUCUUUACGAACAAAGGAAACAUUACACCAAAACCAGCAUCAACAGCCUGACAGACACAUCGCAGUAUCACGUGGAGCACCUGACCACGUUUGUGCUGGACCGCAAAGACGGGAUGAUCACGGUGGAUGACGGCAUCAGACGCCUCCGUCUGCUCGAUGCUAAAGGGAAGGUGUGGACACAGGAGAUGCUGCUGCAGGUGGAGGAGAAGAUGGUGAGCCUCAUCGACUUGGGAACAAAGAACGAGCUGGAGAACUUCCAGAUUGGCUCGAUCCAGCACUGCCAGGCCGUGAUGAACGCCUGCAGCUACGACUCCAUCCUGGCUCUGAUCUGCAAAGAGCCGGGUCAGGUCAAACCCGACCUCCACCUGUUCCAGUGCGACGAAAUCAAAGCGAAUCUGAUCCAAGCUGACAUAGAAAGUGCCAUGAUGGAUGCCAAAGGAAGCAAAGUGAAAAAACGGCCGGAGACCCUGAAGAUGAUCCUGAAGAGUGAUGGCAUUAUCCCUCCUCCCCCUUCCGCUCCUGCCCCCCAGCCGCCACCGUCACCUGAUCUGGUGGACGUAAAGAGUCGUGCAGCAGCCUGGUCGGCAUGGACCAAUGAGCAGUAUGAGGCAGACGAUAGACGGCUGUCGCAGGACAAUGGGCCGGUGGAGAUGACGGCAGCUCGCGUAGAUCGCGAUGUGCAAAUCCUGAACCACAUCCUGGACGACAUUGAGUUUUUCGUCACCAAACUUCAGAAGGCUGCCGAGGCCUUCGGUGAGCUCUCCAAGAGGAAGAAGAACAAGAAGGGCAAGAAGAAAAGCCCCGGAGAGGGCGUCCUGACACUGCGCUCCAAACCUCCGAGCGAAGACGAGUUUGUCGACUGUCUGCAGAAGUUCAAGCAUGCCUUCAACCAGCUGGGGAAGCUGAAGGACCACAUCCAGAACCCGAGCGCUGUGGAGCUGGUCCACUUCCUGUUCACGCCACUAAAGAUGGUGAUCCAGGCUUCGGGCAGCGUUGAUCUGGCUCGUAGCGUUGUUGUUCCUCUGCUGACCAGAGACGCCAUCGACUUCCUUCAUGCCUCAGGGACGGCGGAGGAGAGACACUUGUGGGUUGCCCUGGGAGACGGAUGGACAAAGAGCAGGCUGGAGUGGCCGAAGGACCACUACUUCCCGCCGUGUGUUCUGAGGUUUCGUGAUGGUUGGGAACCACCUGCGUUGCCGGCGACAACCCCGAGUCGUGAGCAGGAGCUCGCUCAGCUUGCCGAAAGCCUCGCCAACGCCAACCUGCAGAGACCGGAGGACCCAAGGCCGUGGGUGGCUCAGGAGGUGGCGCUGCAGAGGUUCCCCCCUGUUGACGGGUAUGCCUUCACCAACACCUCCUACAAACGCAUGCAGAUCCUGGAUCAGGACACGGCCGUGGCUGCUUUCAAACACGCCGCCAGCCGCCGUGUAGACCGAGGCUUCGACGCUGAUGGCAGAGGGCAGCCCAAAAUGUUUGCCAAAUCGAAGUACGACUUUGUGGGGAGGAACAACACAGAGCUGUCGGUGCUUAAAGACGAGGUGGUCGAGGUGCUGGACGACAGAAAGCAGUGGUGGAAGGUUCGUAACGGCUGCGGUGCGACGGGCUACGUGCCAAACAACAUCCUGGAGAUCACCAAAGCGGUGGACAUGACCAGCCGAGGAGAGCCCAUCUACAGCCACACCGUCCAGCUUAUGAUGCCAAGGAGGGAGUUUGAGUUGUUCAAGCAAUUACUGGGAGAGCUUAAUGAGAAACAGACCACAAGGACAGAGUUUGUCCCCAGCAAACCCGUUGCCACGCCAAUGCCCCCAGCCCCCGCACCGGUUCCUCCUGCUCCCGCCCCCGCCAGGGUCCCCACGCCUCCACUGCCUCCUCCAGCCGCCGAGCCCACAAAGCUGGCCGCCGGCAGCAGCACAGUCAGCCGACAGAACAGCAAUGCAUCCAGCGACAUGGGCAGUGUCGCCAUGAGGGAGCAAAACAGCCAGAAACCUGCUGUUGCCGCUGGCAGCCGAAGGAAGUCGAACAUGGAGGAGGUCCAGGACGAGCUGAUGCACAGGCUGACGCUCGGUCGCAGCGCCCAGAAGAAGUUUCAGGGUCCCGCCCGCAGUGGCAGCAUGCCGUCGGUCAGCAUCACGUACGACUCGACACCAGAAGAGGUCAAAGCGUGGUUGGAGGCCAAAGGCUUCAGCCCCGUCACCAUCACCAGCCUCGGCGUGCUCACUGGCGCUCAGCUCUUCUCGCUCAACAAGGAGGAGCUGAGGACUGUUUGUCCUGACGACGGCGCCCGAGUCUUCAGUCAGGUCACCGUGCAGAAGGCGGCGCUCGAGGUUUUCUUCUGAGCCUCCUUUGAUCUUCUGAUUCUGUUACCACACUCAUUAAAGGUAUCGUGUUCAUGUAAAUGCAGCUUCAUUCUGUUGGCCAGAUUUAAGGAAACUGCAUGAGAUGGAGGACUCAUGUAGUAUUCAACAGGAGGUCCUCCAUGACUCAUGACAAAAUUAAGAUACUUAAUGGGAUUCAAGUAAACCCUUAAUUUUAUGUCCUCUCUGGGUACCAACAUGUUCCAGUAUCUGUUAGUACUAAUUUUUUUUUUUUUUAAAACUUGGUCAGAAGAUGUCAGGCUAACGCGAGACUUGUUCAUCCUGGCGUGAGGCGCAUGUUUGAGGGGUCUUAACUGGGACUUACCUGUCUUACUUUUGGAUUGUUGGCCCUUGGGUUAGGGAUCAUGGUCAAUAAACCACUUUAAGUUCAACAACAAAAAUUGAAUCAACAUUUACCAUUAUUGUGUCUUGCUCUUCUUCUUGACUUGGCCUUGCUGGUCUUGAUGUGGCCAUAGGUUUGGGACUGUUGGCGAUUUUGGACAGGUUUUGAAUUUAGAUUGUUGGACUCCUGUUUCUCUUAAUUAGUGACAUGACUUAGAAGCCAAAAGGGCCCAAGAUGCUGCAGCAACUGCUUCUUCUGUCGGACUUGUUGUUCUCAACUUAGGAAAAGUAUCCCAAGCUUAGGACUAGUUGGUCUUGAUUUGGGGGGAACAAGUCUUAAAAGAGUCUUAGUGCGUUAGACUUUUUUGAAUUUGGGUUGUUGAUAUUGGGGAGUUUUUUAUCUAACAGAACUUUCCCAUCAGCUCUCUUUACCCUUUUGGAUUUAUAGUCUAUAAUUAGCCCACAGAUGAAGACCAACAUUGACCGGUUGCACCGGGGGAUUUGUUCAUAUUGUCACAGGACUCCAGACUAGUUUCUUUUCUCAGAAUUCCUGAAUCUGGCCAUCAGAACGAGGCUCCAGAUGUUUCAUGUGUAGCAGCAUUUUUAAGGUAGUCAGCAUUAGGCUUCCUGCUGUGGCUGUGCACAAAGUCCUUCUUAAACUCCCUGAAUGAAGCAGCUCCCGAACAAUGCCCUUCCUGUUGACCUCUGACCCUCACCUGUUGCUAACUCACAGCCCCACCCUCCCAUAGAAACCUGGAUGUGUAGUAAUUUUCACCUUCUUUUGGUAAAAUGUGUAAACACAUUUUCCAUGUACGGAUCUGGGUUUCAGGACUUUCUCCAACACAUCAAUUGUUAGUUUUAGCUCAUAUUUUUAUUUUUUAAA